AUGUCCAUCUUGUCGACCCUUGGGUCGUUCCAAGCUCCCCUGACCCUUCUCCUGAUAAUCUUCGGCCCCUCACUCCUACCCCGACUGAUCAACCUCUUCCGCCCCAAACCACCUUCUUCAACACCUAAACCACUCCGUCCACCUAGAACUUUGACGCUCAAGUUGAUUCUUGGUAUACAUACAUUAUGGAUCCUCAAACACCUCGUCCUACCUCCAUACGAUCUGUUCGUAAAUAACAAUCUCCCUAUAUCAAUAUCAAAUUCACAAAUACGAUAUGCCCUCCUUGGUCCCGAAUACGAUCCGCUUACGCGGCAAGUACAUCCACUGCUGGAGCUGUUGAUGACCAGAUUGAAAAUCGUGGAUAACAGGAUAUUGUAUUUCAAAUUUGGACAUGAACCGAUGAUGGAAUGUGUAUGGUGUCAGACGCCUACCGAUUACUUGAUAUAUUCCCUUCCCAAUAUAUUGAGCUGGUACCUUCUUGAAGCGACAUUUUUAGGUGGAAUGGCUUGGAAGUGGAUAGCUGGACCUGAAGCUCCUCAUAGAACGGAGACAUGGAGAACUACGUUUGGAUGGAUAUUGGUGGUUGCAGCUACGGCGGAAGGAGGGAUAAAGUGGGGCUGGGAUUUGAGGGUGGUAGAAGGUGAUGCCCCACAUCUCGCUUCUAUAAUACAUACUCUCCGAUCAAUCUUCCUCCUCCUCUUCCCUCUAGUAUACACCUUCCUCCCUCUACCUGCCACCCCAGUAUCCUCAAGUAUAUUAGCAUCGAUCGUAUCAAACACCACAUCCACCUUACGACUGACCUCUCUCGCACGAGCAUCGAUCCAGCGGUCUCCGAUAUUGAGGGAGACUUGGAGUCUGCUGGGUAAACGAGAUGCGGAACGCAAAGAGAUAGCAAGGAGGGAUGAAGAUGUAAGAAGGAUCGUGAGAGAACUGAAGCUCGAUGAGGGAACCAUGAGAGUAGGCGCAGGAGAUUGGAUAAGAGAGGGAUGGAAUGGGAUGGUUAGGGUUGACCCGAAUCCUGCUGCUCACGCGGGAACGUGA
This is a messenger RNA of Kwoniella botswanensis, 1041 nucleotides long. RefSeq lists its product as uncharacterized. Bases 1 to 1041 code for a protein of 346 amino acids. The transcript is spliced from 2 exons. Lineage: Eukaryota; Fungi; Basidiomycota; Tremellomycetes; Tremellales; Cryptococcaceae. The record is from RefSeq and is a predicted model, not a curated record.